CAGAAAGAGAUCGCGCAUUGACCGUGCGAUCGAAGAUUGACGGAGGAGAAACUGCCCGAGACGUGGCCGGGCAGAUCCAAACGCCUUUAAGAGGAGGUCACCACUUUCCCUUUGUAAUUCGCUCUGGUGAGGACUGAGGAGGGUCUCCGAAACCCUCGUUUCUCUCUCUCUCUUCACUCUUUCUCUCUCUAAAAUCUUCCCCUUUUUGCUUCCUUCUCUGAAAUCGCCGGCGAAAUCUCUUCCGAACGACGAUGGAAUCCCGCCGCCAGAGGUCAAGAUCUCCGGCCGGCGGGUAGUCGUGGGGACCGGAGGAUCCGACCUGGUCCGAUAAUGGCAUCGGCCCUACUGGCGAGUCGAAAUGAACCUUCUUGGGGUGAGAACAAGGUUUAUAUGAGGAAAUUCACAACCAACGCCUCCAAAAAUCCGCUUCUCAAGCCAAACCCUAACCCUAACCCUAACCCUAUUUCAAAUCCAAACACUGGUUCCGUUCGUCAGCCGUAUGAUGCGUCCGGCGGCUUCCGUUUCCGGCAGAUCGACAACCAUACGUCGUCGGCGCCGGCGCCGACGUCGUCACCGAAUCGGAAAGCGAUGAGCCUCAUCGAGCCGAGAGUUUCGUCGCAGGGCUACGUGACGUUCAACGUCGGUUCGUUUUCGAGGAAGGAGCUGAAGGAGCUGAAGAUGCGUCUGAGAUCGGAGCUUGAGCAGGUGCGGGCUCUGAUGAGCCGGAUCGAGUCGGGAUCUUGCCAUUCUUUACCGAAAGGGGCGGAGAAGAAGAACCCGAAGGCCAGCUUGAAGAACUAUCAAGAGUCGGAGCUUGUCGCCGGGAAGGGCAAGAAGAAGAAGAAGAAGGAUGUGAUGAGCGUGGUUGCGGUGGACAGCAAGGGUACGAAGAGGAGCAAUCCCUUUGGAGGGGUUAUGGCGGAUCCGAAGAGGCCGGCGAUUGACCCGAUUAGCGAGAAGCUGGUAGGGAGCAUGCUAAAGAGGUGCGGGCAGAUCUUGACGAAGCUGAUGAAGCACAAGUUUGGUUGGGUUUUCAACGCGCCUGUUGAUGUGGAUGGGUUGAAGCUCCACGAUUACCACCAAAUCGUGAAGAAUCCGAUGGAUCUUGGCACUGUAAAGUCCAAUCUUGAGAGGGAUCUUUACCCUUCGCCGCUUGAUUUCGCUUCGGAUGUGAGGCUCGCCUUCAACAACGCCUUGCUCUACAAUCCCAAAGGAUCAGACGUGAAUUUCAUGGCGGAACAACUCUUGAUACAGUUCAACCAGAUGUUCAACCCUGCCUACAAGAAGUUAGAGGACGAGCGGCGCCGGGUGCUCGGAUUCGGGGAUCCAAAUGUGGCUCCGGAGAAUGCUAGGAGAGAAAUCGAUACAAUGGUGGCAGUCAAGAAGCCCGAUUUAGUGCGAUCAAAACCCACAUUUCCGGACCCGACACCACCACCGCCGGUUCAUUAUACUCAGGCAUUGACAAAGCCUUCAGUCCCUGCUCCAGCACCUUCUCCGGUAUCGAAACCCCCCUUAGUUAAUUCAAGACCGGUGAAGCUUCCAAAGCCGAAAGCGAAGGACCCGAACAAGCGGCAAAUGACCUACGAGGAGAAGGCUAAGCUAGGGGCCAAUUUGCAGAAUCUUCCAACGGAGAAGAUGGUCCAGCUGCUUCAUAUAUUGAAGAAGAGGAACGACCAAUGCCAUUUGUCCCAAGACGGAGAAGAGAUUGAGCUCGACAUUGAGGCCGUCGACACUGAAACCCUUUGGGAGCUCGACAGGUUUGUUGGCAAUUACAAGAAGAUGGUGAGCAAGAUGAAGCGGCAGGCGCUCAUGCAGGCCCAGAAUCCCGCUCCCCAGAACACCGACCGCAACACGUCUCUUGAGAGCGACCCCGCCGACGCGGCCGCCGUGGUUAAGAGCAAGAAAGUGGACGCUGCUGCGGAGGAAGAUGUCGACAUUGGAGAGGACAUCCCAAUGGGAGACUUCCCACCUGUGGUGAUUGAGAAGGAUGUCGACAUUGAAGAGUCUAACAGUUCCGGUAGUUCAAGCUCUAGCAGUGACUCGUCCUCAUCUAGCGAUUCAGAUUCGGGAAGUUCCUCCGACAGCGAUUCGGAUGCCGAUAGUGUACAAUCACCGUUUGUUGCAUCAAAAGAAGGCCCCGGUAGCUAAUUUUUUCAAAAGUUAUGGCAAACCCAAUGGUCCUAACAUUUAGCUUAACGUUGUGAUAUGUUGUUAGAUAAGGAUGCGCGAAUUGUGGUAGGCUGGUGAGGCUUGGGUUUUAAGCUUCUUUUUCCUUUGUGGAUUUUGGUUUUUGCUUUGUUGGGUUUUUUUAUUUUUUAUUUUUAUGGAACGGUGCAAGAUUGGAUGAAGAAGUGAUGAGAAAGGAAAAGGGGGUUAGUGGUUGGCUUGGGCGGUUCCAUUUGUACGUUUGUGUAAAGAGAGAAAUGACGAGAGAAGUAUAAAUGCGACGAGUUUUCUAGGGACCAGAAG
This is a messenger RNA of Morus notabilis, 2469 nucleotides long. Its product is annotated as transcription factor GTE7. The transcript has 3 exons. The record is from RefSeq and is a predicted model, not a curated record. Lineage: Eukaryota; Viridiplantae; Streptophyta; Magnoliopsida; Rosales; Moraceae. Gene Ontology annotation, molecular function: protein binding. Bases 331 to 2148 code for a protein of 605 amino acids.